Molecule: messenger RNA, 1861 nt
Organism: Closterium sp. NIES-67
Lineage: Eukaryota; Viridiplantae; Streptophyta; Zygnematophyceae; Desmidiales; Closteriaceae
Source: the annotation of a GenBank genome assembly
AUUUACGACUCUCCCUGGGAGGCAGGCCAGUGUCACUCCGAGUGCCCAGACUUCCCAAAACUUCUGACUCGGAGUCACAGCUUUCGCUCCACCUCCCUCCCCACGUCCGUCGCCCAUUCAAGCCGAGCUAGUAGCUCAUCCCACCCCGUCUCACCGCACUCCAACCCACCCCACCGCUCAUCCCACCCCGCCUCAGUCCCGCAUUUUCCCCUCGCCAUGGCCGUCAAGGCGCGCGAGCCGCGCGGCACGAGGCUCAUGCGCCUCUGCGUCGCGGUCCUCUUUAUCGCCACGGUGCUCGACGGCGGCGCGGCGGGCGCCGCCAGCGGCGGCGCACCGUCGCCGUUCCCGCAGAAGUCCCAAGGCCUCCUCAACCGUCACAACGCGUGGCGCCUGAAACACUCGCGCAAGCCGCCUACUGGCGCCGCCGCUGGUGCUACAGCCGGCGGCGCCGCUGCUACAGCCGCCAAAGCCGGAACGAAGACGCUGGUGACGCCUGCCGCGACGAGCACGUGCCAAACGUCGACGCUCGCAGGAUACACGAGCUCCAUGGACCUCUCGGGCAACGGGCUGGUCCUCCACUGGAAGAAGUCAACGGGGUCAACGAUCGACCUGGCCCUGGAAGCCAAGUCAACGAGCGGCGCGGCGAGCGGGUGGUUCUCCGUGGCGUGGACCAACGGGGGCAUGUUUAACUCGGACGCCGUCAUCGGGAACAUAGCGACGGGGACCAGCGUCGGCACGUACGCGAUAUCUAGCUACUCGAGCGUGGUUACCACGUCGCGGUUCGCUAUAACCGCCGCGAGUGUUACAAGGUCGGGCGGGAGCACGAUCGCGAAGUUCACGCGAUCGACGGGCGACGGGACCGUGGCGGUGAACGUGGCGGGGAGCAACAAGCUCGUGUGGGCCUUCUCGUCUGGCGGCUCCAAGACCGUCGCCAACCACGGCGGCAGCCACAGAGGCGCAAAGACCAUUGACUUCUCUUGUGACGGAACAGCCUCGGGCUCAGGCUCGGGAACCGGCUUGGGAACUGGCUCGGGAACAGGCACGGGAACAAGCUCGGGCACUGGAGCAGGGACGUGCACGGGCAACACGGGCGUGAGCGGCACUGCAUGUCCCGCGUCCACUCUCUGCGGCUACUCCUACCAGGCCCAAAUCAAAUCCGGCGUGCUGCUGCAUUGGAAGAAGGUGUCGGCCACGCAGUUGGACAUGGCUGUCGAGCUCAAGACCAGCAGCGGCGCCAGCAACGGGUGGUUCGCGCUCGGCUGGGCCAACGGGGGCUCCAUGGCUCCCUCCGACGCAGUCAUCGGCAACAGGGCGGGCGGGAUUGUGAGCCCAUACCGAAUCACAGGCUACACUAUGAAUUCGUUACAGGGCGCCUCGUUCUCGCGCACAACUGGCACGGGGUCCAUUCCCAUCAAGAUGAGUGGCGUCAGCCAUCUCAUCUGGGCUCACUCCAACUCCAACUCCAAGACCCUUGCGUUCCACAGCGGUGCAGAUGGUCGCAUGUCUGUGGACUUCUCUUGUGCCAUGUCCCCGUCGUCCGUGGACGAUGGGGGGUACGAUCAUGACGGUGAUGACCAUCAUGGGGGGGACGAUCAUUAUGGCGACGGUGAUGACUGGCAGCGGGGUGGUGGUUCAGGUUCGGGUUCCAGUGGGGCUUUCCUCUCGCAGCUCAUCUCUUGGCUCGGCUUGCUCUUUGGCUUCCGCAAGUAUUUGUGACGAUAGAUCUUGAGAAGAUCUUUCCGACACAACAAGAAUCGCUUCAAUCGGAGCAAGAACGCGAAAGCUAUGAAGAUUCAAAGUUCAUGAGCUUGCGUUACAAUUGCGGCGGUUACAAAAUGAAGUUGUGGGGUGACUCAAUAUG